AUGACCUUUGGAAGUGGGACACAACUGACAGUGAAACCAGAAGCUCCUCCGUCUCCUUCAGCCUACAGACUGACCUCUAAAGAUGAUGAGGAUUUGGAAAUGUGCCUGAUCACAGAUUACUCCCCUGAAAAUGUCGCUUUUUACACUGCUGAGAAGGCCACAUCUGCUGUUGUGGAGGUGGCAACAGCUGAGAACAGCGCGGAAUCGAGCUACCUGUCAACCUACUGGGCCAGGAGAGAUGAAAUGCAGUGUGGUGCCAGUCAUGUGGGCUUUGGAGAACUGGAGGGCGAGGACCCUGAAAGUGGUGCCAGCACUGUCUGUGUUACAGGGCUGUCCCUACACUUCAGGACAGAUGAACACCUGAACACACUGUCUUUAUCACAGCUGGGCCUGAAAAUAAUUUUAAUGAAAGGAUUAAUUUUUAAUGUGGUGAUGACAAUGCUCCUGUGGAAAAAAGAAAAUUGAAAGUAACCGGAUGGUGCAGUCCAAAAAAAUCUCCUGAGGAAUCUUUGAGAGACCAUUGAGAGCAAGAGUGAACACAGGAAUAUUCCUGAUGCAAGGAACAUCUCUUGUUGUUCUUAUAUAUCACACCAACCAUUCUAUUCUAAAUUGCUUUGUUUGCAUUGCUACAAAAUUACUCAAAACUAAGCUUAACAUUUGCAGCUUUCUGCCCCCCCAAAUGGUUCAUUCACCUCUUCUGCAGGCAGCAGACAUUGCUAUAAAUAUAGAUUGCCAAACACCACUGUUACUUGCACUAAAAUGACAAUUUCUGCCUGGAGCAGUGCUGUUUGUUGAAAACUGUGAGUUAAAUAUCACCUGAACAUGAAUUUUUCCUAUUUUGGUAGAUUCAGGGUAUGCAUGUCUCUUAGGGUGCACCCCCUAGCCACCUUUUCAUGUACAAAUAAAACAAUUUGAAAAGCAAAGGGAGACUUUCUCAGGAUGCUGUGCAUCAUCUCCUGCUAUCCUUUGCUAGAUCAGAGCUAGAAAUCCCUUAUUUCCCCUAAAGGAUGUGCUGCUAUGUGUCCCAGAAGUCCUAAAUUCAGUGAAAUUGUCACCUCACUAUCACAGACGAAAAAAAAAAAUAAUUAUUUUCUGAAGUCUAUCUGGCCUUACUAUUUCCUGAAUUUAAACCAGCUUCAGAUUUGGCUUUGUAUUCAGUAAAAAUACAAACCACCUUUGUUCUUUUUGUUUAGGUCUAACAACCUGAGGUUUCCUAACUUCUUUUUAUAACCAUUGCAUAAAAAUAUACUGUAAUAUUUACCUGUCCACGUGUGCCCACCUUUGGACAGUGCAUGCCUGUGACAUUCACAUGCCGCUAAUGCAUGAACUGUACUGGCACCCACACCGUGUCUUGGCAUUUCUUUAGGCCUUUGGCUGUUAUUAAACAAUUCUUACCA
Molecule: messenger RNA, 1397 nt
Organism: Pipra filicauda (Wire-tailed manakin)
Lineage: Eukaryota; Metazoa; Chordata; Aves; Passeriformes; Pipridae
Product: M1-specific T cell receptor alpha chain-like
Exons: 5
Coding region: 1-465 (154 amino acids)
Source: RefSeq, a predicted model, not a curated record